Messenger RNA from Paramecium pentaurelia, 2024 nucleotides. The record is from the annotation of a GenBank genome assembly. Lineage: Eukaryota; Ciliophora; Oligohymenophorea; Peniculida; Parameciidae.
AUGAAUAAUAAAUUAUUAUAGACUCUCAAAAAUAAACUACAAAUUCAGGAUAGCCAGAUUAAAUUACUCUAAUUCUAUAAAAAGUACUGUCUGCCAACAUCUUAAACAUCAAGUAAUAAUAUGAAUAUUAUAUAUUAGAUUCCAUUAAGUCCUUAUAAAUGAAGGCCUACUUUAAUUUGAUUAUGAACAAAUCCUUCUUUUUUGGAGGACCCUUUUGUAUUAAAUAUGGUAUAAAUAUGGUUUCGAAUCCAGCUACUAUUAUGUACUCUCCUUUAUUUUUUAUUGGUUAUGGAGUUUGUAAUCAUUAUUAUUAUAAAAUAGGUUACUCUGCCUAUGUAUACUUUGAAGGUUUGAGGAAUAGAAAUCUAUCUGAAAUCAAUAUUUUGGCUUUAAGAGAAAUGUCUCUUCAAACAUAUGAACACUUAUUAUAUUUGGAUGCUGAAUUUCAUUUAAAUACUUCAUCAAGAUCAAACAUAUAUUCCCUUUAUAAAGCCUAAAAAGGAAUUGAAUCAAAUUUAAGAUCUUUGAAUUAAUAUUUCGUACCUCUUUUAGCAGACAUUUCAUUAACGACAGCCAUACUCUGUUUUAAUUUUGGUUGGCCAUUCUUUUCAUCAUUUCUGGUGACAUUUGUUGCUUACACAGCAUUCACUAUUCGUUAUUCAAAUGUAUGAUUGUGUUUGAGAUGUUUAAUUAGUAUAGAAGAAAGAUUAUAUCACAAAGAAAGAAACAAGAAAAGUUGGCUGAUUUUACAAUAUCACAAGCUUUGGAUAAUCUAUUCACUGUCAAGUAUUUUAGUGCAGAAAAAUAUGAAUUAAAAAGAUACAAUAAUUUAUUAGAAGUAAAUAAUUGUAUUAAAUUUAAAAGAAAUUACAACAAUUAUCAAUAGACACUUUUAAAACAUUAGCUACUCUAAAUGCUAUCUAAAGAUUAAUCCUCUCUAUGGGAUUGACAGUCAAUUUAGUCUUAGGAGUUAGUGGAGUAUAAGCUGGUGUUAUCACUCCUGGAGAUCUGAUACUUAUACAAUCUCUUAUGCUUCAAUUGAUUCAACCAUUAUUUCUAUUAGGAACCAUGCAUAGAGAAUGGGUUGAAUCUGCCAUUGAUAUGAAAGAUCUAUUGUAGAUAAUGACAAGAGUUCCAAAAAUAUAGGAAUUACCAAAUGCAUAGGAUUUCAUCUAUAAAACAGGUUCGAUCCAUAUAUAAGAUAUCUCUUUUGAACAUAUUGAAAAUAAACAACUAUUUAAGAAUUUUAAUUUAUAAAUCAAAGGAGGUGAAUGGAUUGUUAUUGUGGGUGAAAGUGGAAUUGGAAAAUCUACAUUGUUUAAUUUAAUUGUAAAUAAUUAAGACUAAAAAUUUAGUUUAGAUUGUUGGAUCCUUCUGAAGGUAAUAUAUCAAUUGAUGAUUAAAAUAUCAAAACUUUGAAGUUGGAAUCAUUUCGAAAAUAUUUUGGAAUUGUAGCAUAACAAUCAUAUUUUUUUAAUGAUUCCAUUAAAAAUAAUCUAUUAUACGGUCUUGAUUUGAUUUAUGAUCUUACACCUGAGAUGAUCAAGUAAAAGGAAGAAGAGAUGAAGAGUCUUUGUAAAUAAUUGAAAUUAUCUAAAUUGAUUGAAUCAUUACCAAAUCAAUAUGAUACUUAGAUGGGAGAUUAGGCAAGUAAAAUAAUAUUAUAGUAUAUUUAAGAUAAAUUUUCUGGAGGUGAAAAAUAGAGAUUAUAAAUAGUUAGAUGUUUAUUAAGAGGUGCCAAAAUAUUAUUAUUGGAUGAACCUACAUCUGCUUUGGAUUAAAAUAAUGAAUAAUUCUUCAUUGAAACCUUAGAAUAAGUUUUAAAGAUUCAAGAUUUGACAGUUUUGAUUAUUACACAUAGAUUGCAUUUAACUAAAGUAGCAGACAAGAUACUGUAUUUGGGCAAGAAUUGUCAAUUUGAAUAUGUAUAUAUUAUUCUAAUAAUCAAAUAGGGUACUCAUGAUCAAUUAAUUUAAAAUCAUUAAUCUUAUAAUAAGUAUUGGGAAAAGUAUUAGAAAUAAUGA